AUGGCGAACUACCCGCCAUCAGCGCCUUUCUUUGGCAUGCCGCCAUUCACCCAACCUUUUCCCUCGCAGAGCGCGCCGCCACCGCCGCCUCCGAGCGGCGGUCCUGUCUUCCAGAAUGCUCCGCAAUUACCGCCGCAGCAGCCAUCCCAGCAGCAGGCACAUGGGGCGUCUGGCUUUCAGCAGAACGCGUCCCUCCCUACCCCGGACUUCCAGGCACUUGGGCUGAGCCCCAGCCAACUCGCGGCGCUUUGGCAGCAUGUUCAGAGCGGCGCUCCUCCACCCCCGCUACCUUUUCCGCCUCCGUUCACCCCGCAGUCUGGCUUUGCCCCUCCGCCGCCCCCGCCGAUCCCCUUUCCACCUGGCUUUCAGCCUCCAGCCGUACCUUCCUUCCCUCUUCCACCUCGGCAGGCACUCCCUGGACUCACCCCAGUGCCACCGCUGCCGGCGGCUUCAGCGGCACCACCUGCUUCCAACAGAAUAAUGGAGAUCGUCCAUGGGGACAAAGAGGAAGGGGAGCUUAGUGAUGAGCCCGGCUCUCAGGACGAGCCGGGGCGCUCAUGGCCGCGAGAGGGCAACCAGCGCGUUGGAAAAGGAACCGCAGGAAACGAGAAGCACAGUAACGGCAUGCCUGCAGACAGUGGGAGGCCGAGGUCUUCUCAAUGGCCGGACCAACGUCGCAACCGCGCCUCCCUCCAAUCGAGAGAUCGUCCAUACGGCGAGAUUCCGGCUGAGACGCCACAUCACCCCAUAAAUAACGAGACUACAGGCCUCACGAGGUCGCAACAUUUCGAGACUUCCGUUGAGCACUCUCGUUUAGACCGGAAAGAGUUCGAAAGUCGGAGACGAGAAGCCGAGACGUUUCUUACCGUCCUACACAACUGUGGGUAUGGAUAUACGGAUUUGCAGAAGUACGGCCUCGAUCCAAAGCUUGUGAAGGAGACUUGGACGUCGCUUGGACUUCCUCUCGAUCAGCCAUCUCUUGACGGUAGGCGUAGCUCUGCUGCGGAGUCACGGGCUACGCAAGCACCACCCUCGCAGCCGAAGCCUAGUCCAGCAUCUACUUCAGUCUUGCCAGCGCCGCAAGCGCCACCGCCCAUUCAACUUCCAUCUAGGCCUCAACCUACUGUAGGUACUGCGGGCAUUAACAAACAAAGUGCGAGCGCAACAGUGUCUUCACCAAUUGAUCGGGCAGCAUACAUCGCCCGUCUCAUGGCCGCGAAAAACAGCAAGGCUUCUACAAAGUCGACGACGGUCGCAUCGUCAUCGGCUACUCCAUCUCCAGCGCCUGCAUCCGCCGCUGUUGUACAGGCUCCACCUGAACUCGAUUCAAUGCCGUCUGUGAAAGCGCAAGAGCCUUCGAAUCAGGAGAACACCUCUGCUACAGAUCCUGCUGUGCUGGCAGCGCAGAAGAAAGAGGCGCAAAAUGAAUUGUUGCGCAGAAAGAUUGAGGCUCUCAAGAUUCCCAAGAAAAAGGCCGAGGAGGAAGCGCGUGCCAAAGCCCAGGCUGUAGCGGCAUCGCUGAGUGCCAGCCGAACGCCAUCAAGUUCUGGUGCAAGUGCGACAGCCAUGCCCAAGUCUGAGAUUCCUGUCCGGCCCAUUCAGCAGGAAGUAGCAACGGCGGUCUCAACACCUCGCAAAGAUGCUCAACCUUCACCAUCACUGCCCCUACAAUCCCCUGGUGGCAUACCGGGUCUCUUUAUGACUUCGGCCGCUUCCCAAGGUGUCCCCCAACCUACCCAAGAUUCCUCGGGCGUGUCAGCGAACAAGGGCCGCAAGCGCCCAGUGGCAUCAGACUUUGAUGAUCUGCAACAGCCUCGGGUGCCGACAGCUUUCAAGCGUCCCUUCGGUCAGAGCCAAAAUGAUCACGAGCAGGUGAUCAUCGAAGUUAGUGACGAUGAGACAGCAGGCAGCAUCAUGGAUAUUGAUGAAGCUGACGAACUGCAGCAGUCUUCUGCUCAGCCAUCCGUUCAACCUCUCAAAGGAGGUGCUAACCGUAAUCUGCCCCCUCUGACAAACUUCCCCUCCCGACCAAACUUGAGCAGACAAGGGUCGGCGCAUUCAACUCCCCCCGCUUCUCAGCCGCCCAUACCGGCCGCGAGGGUCGCCGACCUCAAGCGCAAAGAAGAGGAGCUUGCCGCCUUGAAGAGGCUUAUUGCCGAGAAGGAGCGUCAGCGACUGGCUAAGGCGCAAAAUAGCCGUGCGCAGACUCCGGCAACUCCCACGUACCAACCCUCUCAGACUCCACAACCGGUCUCUAGCCCCGCAGUAAACGCACCUGUCAACAAAGAAGUAACACGCGUGCAGCCGGAUGUUUUUUCUGAGUCGGCAAGCAGAGGAGGGACACCUUCUGCAGCUCUGAGAAGUACUCCGCAAUCUCCAGCAGAGCCUGGCUGGAAACUUCGAAGAAGGGCGGAAAUCCAGUCCGGCAUCUCCGCGUUUGACGCCGAUCUCAAUACCAACAUGAGCAGGCUAGAGCAACUGCGCAGGGAGAUGGAGCAGAUUGAAGCAGAGAACAAGCGACGGCAGCAAGAGAAGGAGUCUCUGAUCAACGAGCUUGAGGGACUUGGCAUCGAUACUGAAGGCAUGCCACAUGAGGAACUUCAGGCUAAGAAGGAUGAGAUCAUGCAUCAGCAACAAGAAGCCAUUGCUGCUGCUGCCGAAGCAUCGGCCGAACAACCUGUCGCCAUCUCUAUGGCCGAGGCAGCAAGUGCACCACAGCCGGCCUCUGCUGACGAGGUGCACCCGAAGGCUGUUGCAUCUGAGGGGAAAGCCCCUUCGGAAAGCUCCGGCGAAAGAAUGUCCAUGUCUGAUGGCGAAAUAGACAACGAAUCAGACACCACAGAAGCAGAGAUGGACAUGUCUGAUAGUGAUGCCGAAAGGGAUGAGCCUGUCCGGAUUCAAACGGCAUCCAACACGGAGAUGGGCCAAGCACCGAAGGCUCUGCCAGAGCCUGCAACUGCGGAAGAAACUCGGCCGUCAGCCCCAUACCCUGUUGAGACAUCUGAGCAAGAAGACACAGAGGAUUUUUAUUCUCCUGAGCCUAAGCCCAAGCAUUUCAACUCAAGCCUCGGGCCAGAGAUUGCCCAAAUGGAUCACUCAUCGGCAAAGAGCAACGACCCGAGCCUUCAGGCAAAUGACGAUGGCGCCACAGAAGAUGUGGAUAAUUAUGUGCCACCAGGCAACGUGGAACACCAAGCUUCUGAGUCCGGGUCCAUUUCAUCUGCUUCGCCGGAGGCAUCUCAGGCGGAACCUCAAGCACCAAGCCAGGAGCACGAAUCGGGACAGCUAAGUGAUGUGGCCCUUGAAAGUGAGGGCGACGCUUGCAUGGAGCUUUUUGAGUCCACAACGGAUAUUCCGCAGUCUGGAUCCACAAGCCAAGGAGCGACGGAUGGAUUGCAGACCGGUGACGCCUCGUCAGAAGCCAUGGAUGAAGAUGAGGAUGAGUAUGAUCCUUCGGACAUGCUCCCUCAUCCGUCUCCUUCGGUUGCAGCAAGCGACUACCCAACACCUCAAACCUCAUCUACCGACGCCAUGGCCACGCACAUGGCACCUCAGUCAGUCACUGGAAGCCAAGUUUCAGGAGACUCGGGGUCUGGAUCGAGCAGUUCAGCGUCGCGAACGCCGCAAAUAUCCAUCAUUGCGGAUGAAGUAGCGCCCGAGCUUCAAGGGCGAGAACCUGGACCGGAAACGAGCGGCCCAAGUGCGUCUGCACCCAGUGACCCGAAGAAGCACUCGUUUUAUACACCCUACGAAAGCCCGCUCAAACAGUUCAAGGCGUAUCGCUACCACCCGAAUUACUCACAAGAAGUCUCAGGUGGAUAUAGGUCACUUACUUACAGCCACGAUAUUGACCCCAAGACGCCGCUCUGUCCGUUUGAAGCGGCCGGGGGUGUAUGCAACGACAGUGCAUGCGAUGGACAGCACUUCCGCACCAUGGGCAUCAGUGAGGACAAGGUCCUUGUCCAACUCGGAAUUGUGAAUCCCGGACGGACUCCUGAGGAACAGGAGAAGUGGAGAGUGGGCCUGAAGCAAGUGCUGAAAGGUCUACGUGAACAGAACGUCAGGGACGCCGAGUCCGUGGCCGCCGCAAUUACCCAGUACCGCCGAGAGUUCCUUCAGGAUCCCAGCAGAGUGCUCAACAUUUGA
Messenger RNA from Diplodia corticola, 4146 nucleotides. RefSeq names its product protein red1. The coding region runs from base 1 to 4146 and encodes 1381 amino acids. The record is from RefSeq and is a predicted model, not a curated record. Lineage: Eukaryota; Fungi; Ascomycota; Dothideomycetes; Botryosphaeriales; Botryosphaeriaceae. The transcript has 5 exons. Gene Ontology annotation, cellular component: exosome (RNase complex); nucleus.